AUGAGGGAGAACCUUAUCCUGUCCUUCACUACUGAAGAUAUUAGGAAGGGCAUAUGGAGUAUUGAUGACAACAAAGUCCCUGACUUAGAUGGCUACAAUAGCAGGUCUUACAAAGCUGCUUGGUCUGUGGUGGGCCCUGAUGUUGUUACGACUAUCCAUAGUUUCUUCCAAACAGGGAAGCUCUCAAAGGCAUGGAGCCUCACUACCAUCACCCUAGUGCCUAAAGUUCCCUGCCCCUCUGGCCCAGGUGACUACUGGCCUAUCUCUUGUUGCCAUGUCAUUUAUAAAUGUAUUGUCAAAAUCUUAGCUGAAGUAGGUUCUUGGAGGCAUCAUCAGUCCAACACAAGGAAGGGUUGCUCAUCUAGUUGCUUGAUAAAAGUGGAUCUCUGCAAAGCUUAUGAUACACUCGAAUGGAAUUUUCAUCCAGGAUAUGCUUGUAGCUCUGCGUUUCCCUUCCCAUUUUAUUAA
This is a messenger RNA of Amaranthus tricolor (Joseph's coat), 468 nucleotides long. RefSeq lists its product as uncharacterized. The coding region runs from base 1 to 468 and encodes 155 amino acids. The transcript is spliced from 2 exons. Lineage: Eukaryota; Viridiplantae; Streptophyta; Magnoliopsida; Caryophyllales; Amaranthaceae. The record is from RefSeq and is a predicted model, not a curated record.